Molecule: messenger RNA, 3258 nt
Organism: Psammomys obesus (fat sand rat)
Lineage: Eukaryota; Metazoa; Chordata; Mammalia; Rodentia; Muridae
Gene: Dagla
Product: diacylglycerol lipase alpha
Exons: 20
Coding region: 108-3242 (1044 amino acids)
Biological process (GO): lipid metabolic process
Cellular component (GO): postsynaptic membrane; dendrite membrane
Source: RefSeq, a predicted model, not a curated record
GAGCCCAGGAUGGAGGUGGCGGUCGCAGCGGCCGCGGCGGGCCGAGCCCUGCGGCGCGCGGGAGGAGGUGAGUGCCAGGCCCGCUGAGCCUCCCUGAGCUGCCAGCCAUGCCCGGGAUCGUGGUGUUCCGGCGGCGCUGGUCUGUGGGCAGCGAUGACCUCGUCCUGCCAGCCAUCUUCCUCUUCCUCCUGCACACCACCUGGUUUGUGAUCCUGUCCGUGGUGCUCUUUGGCCUGGUCUAUAACCCACACGAGGCCUGCUCCCUGAACCUGGUGGACCACGGCCGUGGCUACCUGGGCAUCCUUCUGAGCUGCAUGAUUGCUGAGAUGGCCAUCAUUUGGCUGAGCAUGCGCGGGGGCAUUCUCUACACAGAACCCCGAGACUCCAUGCAGUACGUGCUCUACGUGCGCCUGGCCAUUUUGGUGAUCGAGUUCAUCUACGCUAUCGUGGGCAUCGUCUGGCUCACACAGUACUACACCUCCUGCAAUGACCUCACUGCCAAGAACGUCACCCUCGGGAUGGUUGUCUGCAACUGGGUGGUCAUCCUCAGCGUCUGCAUCACUGUCCUCUGUGUCUUUGACCCCACGGGCCGAACCUUCGUCAAGCUGAGAGCCACCAAGAGGAGGCAGCGCAACCUGCGGACCUACAACCUACGGCACCGUUUAGAGGAGGGUCAGGCCACCAGCUGGUCCCGCCGUCUCAAAGUGUUCCUCUGUUGCACCCGGACAAAGGAUUCCCAGUCAGAUGCCUACUCAGAAAUUGCCUACCUCUUUGCUGAAUUUUUCCGUGACCUCGACAUCGUGCCCUCCGACAUCAUUGCUGGUUUGGUGCUGCUUAGGCAGCGGCAGCGAGCCAAGCGUAAUGCGGUGCUGGAUGAGGCAAACAAUGACAUCUUGGCUUUCCUGUCUGGGAUGCCAGUGACCCGAAACACCAAGUACCUCGACCUCAAGAACUCGCAUGAGAUGCUACGCUACAAAGAAGUCUGCUACUACAUGCUUUUUGCCCUGGCUGCCUAUGGCUGGCCCAUGUACCUGAUGAGGAAGCCCACCUGUGGCCUCUGCCAGCUGGCUCGGUCCUGCUCGUGCUGUCUCUGCCCUGCACGACCCCGAUUCGCCCCCGGGGUCACCAUUGAGGAAGACAACUGUUGUGGCUGUAACGCAAUCGCCAUCCGCCGUCACUUCCUGGAUGAGAACAUGACUGCAGUAGACAUUGUCUACACCUCCUGUCAUGAUGCGGUCUAUGAAACUCCCUUCUACGUAGCAGUAGACCAUGACAAGAAGAAAGUGGUGAUCAGUAUCCGGGGAACCCUGUCCCCCAAGGAUGCCCUGACCGACCUGACAGGUGAUGCUGAGCGCCUCCCUGUGGAGGGACACCGAGGCACCUGGUUGGGCCACAAGGGCAUGGUACUUUCGGCUGAGUACAUCAAGAAGAAGCUGGAGCAGGAGAUGGUCCUGUCUCAGGCCUUUGGGCGAGACCUGGGCCGUGGAACCAAACACUAUGGCCUGAUUGUAGUAGGCCACUCUUUGGGCGCUGGCACAGCUGCCAUCCUGUCCUUCCUCCUGCGUCCCCAGUACCCAACCCUCAAGUGCUUCGCCUACUCCCCGCCAGGAGGCCUGCUGAGUGAGGAUGCCAUGGAAUACUCCAAAGAGUUUGUGACUGCUGUGGUUCUGGGCAAAGACCUUGUUCCCAGGAUUGGCCUUUCCCAGCUGGAGGGUUUCCGUCGGCAACUUCUGGAUGUCCUGCAGCGAAGCACCAAGCCCAAAUGGCGGAUCAUCGUGGGGGCCACCAAAUGCAUCCCCAAGUCAGAGCUGCCUGAGGAUCAAGUAGAGGUGACCACCCUGGCCAGCACACGGCUCUGGACCCACCCCAGUGAUUUAACCAUCGCCCUUUCAGCUAGCACCCCACUCUACCCACCUGGCCGCAUCAUCCACGUGGUCCAUAACCAUCCUGCAGAACAGUGCUGCUGCUGUGAGCAGGAGGAGCCCACGUACUUCGCCAUCUGGGGAGACAACAAAGCCUUUAAUGAGGUGAUCAUCUCGCCAGCCAUGCUCCAUGAGCACCUGCCCUAUGUGGUCAUGGAGGGGCUCAACAAGGUGCUGGAGAAUUACAACAAGGGAAAGACAGCACUGCUCUCGGCGGCCAAGGUCAUGGUGAGCCCCACUGAGGUGGACCUCACUCCUGAGCUCAUCUUCCAGCAGCAGCCACUGCCCACGGGGCCACCGCUGCCCACCGGCCUGGCCCUGGAGCUGCCUGCCGCAGACCAUCGCAACAGCAGCGUCAGGAGCAAGUCUCAGUCUGAGAUGAGCCUGGAGGGCUUCUCUGAGGGGCGGCUGCUGUCCCCAGUGGCUGCUGCAUCAGCAGCCCGCCAAGACCCUGUAGAACUGUUACUGCUGUCCACCCAGGAGCGGCUGGCGGCAGAGCUGCAGUCCCGGCGGGCACCGCUGGCCACCAUGGAGAGCCUCUCAGACACUGAGUCACUGUACAGCUUCGACUCGCGCCGCUCCUCAGGCUUCCGCAGCAUCCGAGGCUCACCCAGCCUCCACGCAGUGCUGGAGCGUGAUGAGGGGCACCUCUUUUACAUCGACCCGGCCAUUCCAGAGGAGAACCCGUCCCUCAGUUCACGCACAGAGCUGCUAGCAGCCGACAGCCUGUCCAAGCACUCGCAGGACACCCAACCCCUGGAGGCAGCUCUGGGCAGCGGGGGUGUCACUCCUGAGCGGCCACCAAGUGCAACCAAUGAGGAAGAAGAGGAGGCAGCAGGUGGCGAGAGUGGUGGGGUGGCCCCACGAGGAGAGCUGGCACUGCACAACGGGCGCCUGGGGGACUCGCCCAGCCCUCAGGUGCUAGAAUUUGCCGAGUUCAUCGACAGCCUCUUCAACCUGGACAGCAAGAGCAGCUCCUUCCAGGACCUCUACUGCAUGGUGGUGCCCGAGAGCCCCACUAGUGACUAUGCUGAAGGCCCCAAGUCCCCUAGCCAACAGGAAAUCUUGCUCCGGGCUCAAUUUGAGCCCAAUCUGGUACCCAAGCCCCCAAGGCUCUUUACAGGUUCUGCUGAACCCUCCUCUGGCAUCUCACUCUCACCCUCCUUCCCACUCAGCUCCUCAGGGGAGCUCAUGGACCUGACACCCACGGGCCUCAGCAGCCAGGAGUGUCUGGCCACAGACAAGAUCCGGACUUCCACCCCAACAGGCCACAGGGCCAGCCCUACCAAGCAGGAUGACCUGGUCAUCUCAGCACGCUAGCACCUGGCAGUGGCUG